This is a messenger RNA of Ananas comosus (pineapple), 1627 nucleotides long. Its product is annotated as protein MCM10 homolog. Gene Ontology annotation, cellular component: replication fork protection complex; nucleus. The transcript is spliced from 11 exons. The record is from RefSeq and is a predicted model, not a curated record. The coding region runs from base 26 to 1306 and encodes 426 amino acids. Gene Ontology annotation, biological process: DNA replication initiation; DNA replication. Gene Ontology annotation, molecular function: DNA replication origin binding; single-stranded DNA binding. Lineage: Eukaryota; Viridiplantae; Streptophyta; Magnoliopsida; Poales; Bromeliaceae.
CUCUCUCUCUCUAUCUCUCUCCGCCAUGGCCGAGGACGACGAAGGCGACCUCGAUCUCCUCCUCUCCCUCAAGGACGAUAGGGUUUUGGAGACCCCACCCGGAUCCCCCUCCUCUCACCCUCCUCCUCCUCCUCCUCUUAUUCCACCAGACGAUGCGUCGCCGACGAGGUCUCGCCCCUCCGACAUGUCGAUCUUUCGCAAUGCCGUCAAAGAUUACCUCGACACCAACCCCACCCCCCCCUCCGUCGCAGCCGCUGCCGCUGCUGCAGCUGUUGCUACAUCCAGAACGCGCAAGCAGAGGAAGGUCGAUGAAAUGGCGGUUGAGAAGUUUUCGGGGCUUCGGAUCAGGAAUCAGCUCAUUUCUCCAAUGGAGAUCAGUAAUCGCUUCUCCGACAUCCGAUUCGUCCGACUCGCCACAAUCAGGAAUUCGCUCUCGGGCGAUAGCCUUUCCGGUUGUUGGGCUACAGUAGGAGUAUUGCUUGACAAGGGAUCUCCUAGAGUUAGUUCAGCUGGGAAAAGCUACGCCAUUUGGAAAAUGGGCUGUUUGGAUGAAUCAGAUGUCUCCGUCUUCUUAUUCGGCGAUUCGUACACACAGUAUUGUAAUGAAGGUGUAGGGGCGGUGUUUGCGCUUUUUAAUUCCGCAGUCCGCAGGGAUACUGGGGGCAAAGGGAUUUCUUUGAGUGUGUAUUCGGCCGGCCAAAUGGUAAAGAUGGGCACUUCUGCAGAUUAUGGUCUAUGCAGAGGCAAAAGGAAAGAUGGGAUGCCUUGUACCAUGGCCAUAAACAAGCGUCAAGGAGCAUAUUGCAGAUUUCACAUAUCGAAAGCUUCCCAAAAGUACUCUACUGGUCGAGCGGAGCUCAAGGGUGGGAAAUUGCAUGUGUCUUACAAGCUUCAGUCAGAAGGAAUUUAUAUGGUUGAUCCUCUUUCCAAUCCCUCUAAUUUGAGGAAGCCUAUGCAACGGGUGAAAGUAAUGUCUGUGGAUGGAUUGAAAAGAGCUUUGAGUAAUGCAGAUAAGGUGACCAGUAGUAGCCAGUCGCAAGGUAUAAGGUUCCUCACAGAAGUCACAGCUAAUAAGGAGUCAAAAGUUCCAAAUAAAGGUUUUGCAAAGCCGAACCAGGCGAAGUGCAGCUCAGAGAAAAGGUUAUUAUCCUCGGGCGGUAAAGCAGCUUCUAAGACGGCUAUACCAAAGAAAGAGACGGAGUUUAAAAGAAUGAAAACUCAUCAUCCUUCUGAAAGAAAGAGAACUCCUCAUCCUUCUGAAAAUUUAAUUGAGCUUGAUAUCGUUAGCUCAGAUGAAGAAUGUUGACGGCAUGUUGCAGCGCGACCAGUGCCUUCUUUCGUCGACAGGCAGUGUGUAUAUCGAUCAACAAACAAGAUGAAGUUCUCUCUCUAUCAAAAAAAAGCAAAAAAGAAAAAUUUGCAGAGUCACUGAGCAAGUAAGUUUGCGAGUUGUGAGCUUUAUUGAUUGCAAGUUGCAAGAGCCUAUUUAUUGUUGAUCGUUGCAAUGGCAAUCCGAAACACAAGAGAUGGUUUAUUUGAGAUGUUAAAAAUCUAAAGUUCACGAGUAAUGUAGCUUGAAUGAAACUUACCAUCAUACAAAGGGCUCUCUCUUGUUGUUUGUUAGUAA